GCUUGAGAGGUUUCAGGAGUCUGUAGGCAGCAUGCGAUGAACUCCAUGUUGCUGUAUUCAGUGUUCAACAGAUGAUGGGACUUUACUUUCUGUACAGACUCACAGUCUCUGUUGUUUUACUCUGCAAUACACCAGCAGGGGGCUAUGUAUAUCAGAUGAUAUAUGACUGUGAGUAUGGCGACAACAUCACUGACGUGGUCUUCUUAGUGAAAAACCUUUUUAACCGGAAGAUUGUCACCCUGUAUGACUCUCGGGUCGGGAAGUACGUUGGCUUUGGAGAAUACGGCAUGAGGAACGCGGCCCAUUAUAACAGCCAGGCUUGGAAAAUGGAAGAAAGAAAAAGACAAGUGGAGACUCUCUGCAGAUACGACGCAAGAUUAUUCAGAAGGAGCACACUGGAUAGAUUGGUGCCUCCGGUCGUCAAGGUCCAUCCAGCCGAGCCGGCUGACUACGGGAAGAGAACCAUGCUGGAGUGCAGCGUUGUGGGCUUUUUCCCCCAGGAAGUGAGGGUGAGCUGGCUGAGAGACGGGGCAGAGGUCAACACCGAUGUGUUGUCCACGGACAUCCUGGCCGACGGGGACUGGAGCUUCCAGCUUCACUCUUACCUGGAGCUCACACCCAGAAGAGGGGAGAGGGUGAGCUGCAGGGUGGACCACAGCAGCCUGAGGAAGAGCCUGGAGGUGGACUGGGACACCUCUUCACUGGAUGCUAAAUACCUGAAGAUGACUGUGGGGAUCAUCUUCUUCUUCCUCGGCUUCACUGCAGCCGCUGGUGGAGCAGCUUACUACUGGUGGAAACAGAGGUUUGACUUCAGUCCAUUAGGCAGUCAAGGACACACAUCUCCACGGCAUCCCUCAGAAUUAUUGAUUUUCUAACAGAAUAAGACAUAAUAAAGCUCAGAUAAGAGCCAUGUUUUCUUAAAAAAAAGUAUCGCCCACAAAACAGAAAAUCAUCCCUUUCAACAUGCAUGACGGAGAAAAACGGCAUUGUGGGAAGAUGAAAUGCUGUCAGUUUGUUAUGGAACCGUCCCCGCUGACAUGGCAGAGCCUCUCCUUUAUCAUUUUUGUCAACCAAGGACUCAACUGACAUGUUAUCCUUCAAAAAAGAAAGUGCAAUGAAUAGUUCCAACGUUGUGUUAUGAUCAUUUUGUAGGAUUAAGGUGUCCGACCUGUCACUUACAAUGACUGUCUCACACAUAAGACUCAUGUGUGUGGUCUAUAUGAUCUAUAUGUCUAUUACAGAACAAAGUAUUUUAUUAAUCCCAUAAGAUACGUAAAAAAAUGAAAUGUUUUUUUGAAAACUCAAUUUAAACUCAACAGAACACAGACAGACAGAGCAGGUAUUUAAAGGUGUCGAUUCAGAACUGUACACAGAAUCAUUUCUGGACCUACUGGUUGUGUAACAAGUUACUGUUUGCUAACAAGUGCACCAUAUCACCCUUCAAGGUGUUACUGCUGCCCCCAAGCUACCCAAGAAGUAGAUCAUUGUCAGAAAACCUAGGGCAUGCAGUGGCAGCUGUGACCCUGUUUGUAUUCUGUAUGUUGAUGUAUUUACAGUGGCAUGUACAGUUAUACUACAAAACGCAAAAACUUACACUGGAAUUCAUCCGGUCUGUAAAAAUGUUUUGUCAGCCUAACAUCCUUGCUAAUAAUUGUCCUGCUAUGCAUGUAGAUAAUGUCAGAGAAUGUGUACAGAUAUCAUGUCGGCCUAUGAAGAUGUAUGGAUCCAGUAAUGACACCAUAAUCCGAGUAUUAGGCUGUUUUCCUCAAUUCAGUAUAUAUUGACUUUCUCAGUCCACAGUGAUACGGUGUGAUGUCCGCCCUUUCUGUCACAGUGAGACAAA
Anarrhichthys ocellatus (wolf-eel) is the source of this 1843-nucleotide messenger RNA. Its product is annotated as rano class II histocompatibility antigen, A beta chain-like. Bases 72 to 875 code for a protein of 267 amino acids. The record is from RefSeq and is a predicted model, not a curated record. Lineage: Eukaryota; Metazoa; Chordata; Actinopteri; Perciformes; Anarhichadidae. The transcript has 5 exons. Gene Ontology annotation, cellular component: MHC class II protein complex; membrane. Gene Ontology annotation, biological process: antigen processing and presentation; immune response.